Colletotrichum abscissum is the source of this 519-nucleotide messenger RNA. RefSeq names its product NADH:ubiquinone oxidoreductase 20.1kD subunit. The transcript is spliced from 3 exons. Gene Ontology annotation, cellular component: mitochondrion. Lineage: Eukaryota; Fungi; Ascomycota; Sordariomycetes; Glomerellales; Glomerellaceae. The record is from RefSeq and is a predicted model, not a curated record. Bases 1 to 519 code for a protein of 172 amino acids.
AUGCUGUCCCAACGAUUUGCGCGGGCCUCGACGGUCCGCGGCGCCGUCCAGGCCGCCCGACGAACCCCGAUUGUCCAGCAACGUACCUUCUUCCCUCCUCAGUUCAACGACCGCAAAGUCCUCGAGGAGAAGUACCCCGAGUACCCGACUCUGUCUGACGCAGAGGACCCCAACAUGAACGGCGGAUACAUCAACCCUCCCUUCAUCAAGAGACAGUUCCGCGAUCCCCACGGCGAUUGGUGGGACAAGCAGGAGCGCCGCAACUUUGGCGAGCCUGUCCACGAAGACCACGACUUGCUCGGCAUGUUCUCCCCUUUCGAGUACACCUGGACCACCACCGGCAAGGGCCUGGCCCAGAUCGGUGCCUUUAUCGUCGUCUUCCUCGGUGUCUGCGGUGUUGUCAAGGCCAGCUACCCCGACAAGGCUUCAUACCCGAGAGAAUUCCCCGACGGACUCGAGAGGGAGUUGGGAGGUGCUAGCGCUCUGCGGGCGAGAAAGGCUGGCGACGCUGACCCAUGA